GUCAUCCAGCUCCCGCUCCUUGCUGCCAGACCUUUGUUACUGUCUAGUGUUGAGAAGCAGUAUGGUGGCGUUUAGCUGUGUGUGGAAUUAGACCUCCAGACCCCAGUCCUGCCUCGGACACUUACAGCUAUGUGAUCUUGAGCUUCUCAUCUUACCGGUGUGCGCCUCAGUUGCCUCGUCUGUAAAAGUCUACUUCGUUAGGGUCUUGUGGAAGAUUCAGUUGCCGCUAGGAGACUGCCUCAGGUGUGAGUGGGUCCAGCAGGAGGAGACAUGGCUGCCAAAGUGUUUGAGUCCAUCGGCAAGUUUGGCCUGGCAUUAGCUGUUGCUGGAGGCGUGGUGAACUCUGCCUUGUAUAAUGUGGAUGCUGGGCACAGAGCUGUCAUCUUUGACCGGUUCCGUGGUGUGCAGGACAUCGUGGUAGGGGAAGGAACUCACUUUCUCAUCCCUUGGGUGCAAAAACCAAUUCUUUUUGACUGCCGUUCUCGGCCACGUAAUGUGCCAGUAAUCACUGGCAGCAAAGAUUUACAGAAUGUCAACAUCACCCUGCGCAUCCUUUUCCGGCCGGUUGCUAGCCAGCUCCCCCGCAUCUUCACCAGCAUUGGAGAGGACUAUGAUGAGCGUGUCCUGCCAUCUAUCACUACAGAAAUCCUCAAGUCAGUGGUGGCUCGCUUUGAUGCUGGAGAACUAAUCACCCAGAGAGAACUGGUCUCCAGGCAGGUGAGCGAUGACCUUACGGAGCGAGCAGCAACCUUUGGGCUAAUCCUGGAUGAUGUGUCCUUGACACAUCUGACCUUCGGGAAGGAGUUCACAGAAGCGGUAGAAGCCAAACAGGUGGCUCAGCAGGAAGCAGAGAGGGCCAGAUUUGUGGUGGAAAAGGCUGAGCAACAGAAGAAGGCAGCCAUCAUCUCUGCUGAGGGCGACUCCAAGGCUGCAGAGCUGAUUGCCAACUCACUGGCCACUGCGGGCGACGGCUUGAUUGAGCUGCGCAAGCUGGAAGCCGCGGAGGACAUCGCCUACCAGCUCUCACGCUCUCGGAACAUUACCUACCUGCCGGCUGGGCAGUCAGUGCUGCUCCAGCUGCCCCAGUGAGGCAGCUCGCCCGCGCCUCCUUGGGCCAUCCGGGCCAUAGCUCCAGUGGGUCUUCACACCGCCUUCCUUCUGCCCCACCCCAGAAAUCACUGUGAAAUUUCAUGAUUGGCUUAAAAUGAAGGAAAUAAAAGUAAAAUCACUUCAACUCU
Talpa occidentalis (Iberian mole) is the source of this 1238-nucleotide messenger RNA. It is a transcript of the gene PHB1, whose product is annotated as prohibitin 1. The transcript has 7 exons. Gene Ontology annotation, cellular component: mitochondrion; membrane. Gene Ontology annotation, biological process: mitochondrion organization. Bases 271 to 1089 code for a protein of 272 amino acids. NCBI's taxonomy places the organism in Eukaryota, Metazoa, Chordata, Mammalia, Eulipotyphla, Talpidae. The record is from RefSeq and is a predicted model, not a curated record.